CGCCAGGCCGGCUAUAUAAAGACCUAAACGAGUAGCCGUAGCAGAGGAGGGGAGAAUUGUCAGUCUUCCAGAAUGCAGUUAAUCAGAAAGUGAAGUUGGACAGUGGAGCUCAGACAUAUGCUUGUCUAUUUUUUUCGUUCCGCUUUCGCCGAGGCGUUGGAAAGUGAAGAAAUAUCUGUGGCAUCAUAGCUCGGAAGGGGUGGAGAAAGAGAGAAUACUGUCUCAACUUACCAUCAGCCCAUUGAUCCGAGAUGGCUCUGCAGCCGGUGAAGAGUGGGUUCGGAAGGUGCCCGGCCCGCUGCGGCGCUGCAGGCCCACCCGAGAGGCACUGUACUGGAUGGUAUGCCCGGCUGGCGGCUUUGGCCAGUCAGACCUGGAAGCCAACCGCACCCGACACUCGAAUCCGACUAAGACUCUAUCAAAUGGAUAACGCAGGUUCCGCAGACUUACAAUGGUUUCUCCUACGAGGAUGGAACUCUAAAGUCGUCAAGCGAGGCUCGGCUGGCUUUAUGUUCAGCUCAGAGUCCGGAAACUUGAAGAACAAGCAUUCUCCUCGAUACUCCGGACUCGUCCACCCCAAGCCAAUGGCUGUGACCCCAGCCCCUUCCGGUGGUGUUUUAAUUACCACUCGAAAAGCCUCUGCCAACCCCCGUCACAUCAAGUCCGCACGCUCUACCGUCCGAGUCAAGGGUUCAAUGGCCGGAUCCCGAAGAGCUGCUGGCAAAGCGGCCAAGGCCGCCAAAAACUACCGAUCUGACCUCGCCAGAGCCGCCAUUCUACGAGCUGCCCGAAUCGCCCAAUCAAACAUUCGCACCAACAAGCCCAAAUCCGCAUAA
Molecule: messenger RNA, 836 nt
Organism: Puccinia graminis f. sp. tritici CRL 75-36-700-3
Lineage: Eukaryota; Fungi; Basidiomycota; Pucciniomycetes; Pucciniales; Pucciniaceae
Exons: 6
Coding region: 252-836 (194 amino acids)
Biological process (GO): translation
Cellular component (GO): ribosome; cytosolic large ribosomal subunit
Molecular function (GO): structural constituent of ribosome
Source: RefSeq, a predicted model, not a curated record